UUGACAUGACGUCAUGAGGGCCAACCCGAACGUUUGAAUUCAUUAUCAUAAAUUAAAAAUGGCGGGGCUGAGGAGUUGCUGUCUGCGGACCGCUGCAGGCAAAACGAACGACGCUUUUUUACCGUUUAGCUAGCUUUGAUGUGGGAAUUUUUAGCUCAGAAGUAGCGGAGAUGGAGAGGGGGGAGGGCCUGCCGACGUCUGUCGAGGGGUUACGGGUCGAGGUGCUCCGGCUGCGGCAGGAGUUGGAGCAGACGAGUCAGGAGAAAAUCCAAGCGGCGGAGUACGGACUGCAAGUGCUGGAGGAGAAACAGCUCAUCCUCCAGCAGUAUGAGGAACUGGAGGCGCUGUUCGAGGUCACCAACAGGGAGCUGGAUCUCGCCAAAGAGACUCUGGGAAAGGUGCACCAGACCCACAAGAAGGUGUCCCAGGAUGGGGAGGAUCGGGAGGAGACUCUGCUGAAGGAAACAGCCACCAGGGAGGCUGACCUCAUCACCAGGAUAGCUGACCUGGAGGAGGACCUCAAACAUGCCAAACAGGUCCUGAGUAACGUUCAGUCGGAGAACGAGCGACUGGGAGGGCUGAACCAUGAGUACUGCCAGGCCAUCGAGACGCUGGAGAAGCAGAGGAAAGGUCUGCGUGACGAGAUCAAGGAGUACAAGUUCCGGGAGGCGCGGCUCAUGCAGGACUACGGGGAGCUGGAGGACGAAAACAUCUCACUACAGAAACAGGUGUCGUUGCUGAAGUCCUCGCAGGUUGAGUAUGAGGCGCUGAAACACGAGAACAAGCGGCUGAUGGAGGAGACGGAGCUGCUCAACAGCCAGAUGGAGGAGGCCAUGAAGCUGAAGCAGAUCGCAGAGAAGCAGCUUGAAGAAGCCCUGACCACCCUGAAGGAGGAGCGGGAGCAGAAGCUGAGCCUGCGACGCGAGCUCAACUCCCUCAUGAGCAUCGACUCCUUCUCCAGCUGGAGUCACGACACUCUCGGUGCCCUCAAUCUCACCUACGACAACGACAAGGCCGCUGCCGCCGCCGCUGCGGGCAGCCGGGACAGCGGCCACGAGGAGACCAACGGUGCCAAGCCAGGGCCGAGCCUCGUCUCCGACCUCCUCAGCGAACUUCACAUGUCGGAAAUCCAGAAGCUGAAGCAGCAGUUGAAGCAGGUUGAGAUGGAGAAGGCGGCCCUGAUGAAGACUUUGCAGGAGUCUCAGCAGAAACUGUCCGAGCAGGACUUAAAGAUGUCUGAGAUGACUGCGGAGAUCGAAGGCACCAAGAAGAAGGUUGACCACGAGAGCAAAGAAAUGUUGCAGGCGAAAUUGAGGACCCUAGAGUCGGAGCUGAAGAUGUUUCAGGAGAGUCAGGAAGACGAAGACAGGAGAAACAAGUCCAGGUUCAGCGAGAUGCAAGCUCAGAUGUCUGCUCUGAACAAGAGGAACAUUGAAGCAAGACAGGAGUGGGGUUUGAGGCAGUCCGCAUCCGUCAUUCAUGGGUUGGAGGCUCAAGUCUCUCAACUCCACAGACAAUUGCUUGACAGAUUACAGACCAUCCGACAGUUGGAGGACAGGCUGUGUUCGACGAGCGAGCUGGCGAACGAGGGCCAGAGCAGCAUCAACAUGACGCAGGAUGAGCUGGUGACGGUGAGCGAGGAGCUCGCCCAGCUGUACCACCACAUCUGCAUGGUGAACGGUGAGACGCCCAGCAGGAUCAUGCUGGAUCACAUGAGGACUGCCAAGGGUGCCAGAAGGAACAGUAUGAAGAAGGACAGGAAAAGUCACGGUCACAGGUUGAGAGCGGGGUCGAUGCCCAUCCUCUCAUCCCGUAACGGUCACGGCAGGCAGACCAGCCCCACGCUGGCCCGCAGGAACAGCAUGGCAGAGAUCCGGCCUUCCAGCCUCAGCACACCCGACGCAGCGCAACACAGAAAAGGCACAGACUCCCCUCCGUCCAGCCCCGAGAGCCCCACCUCCGAAACAGGACCCGCUGAAGGGGCCGCCGCACAGAAUGGGGAGGUCAAGGGAGACCCCACCACAUGCUACAACUUGCUGCAAACCGUCAGGGACCAGAUUAGGCACCUCAAGCGUGCAAUUGACCACAUGGUAGAGGUUGCGCGCCAGCGGUCGCCAGUGGAUUCCUCGGAUGCGAUGGACAAGGCCGAGCUGCAGGAACAAGUGCUGAAGCUGAAAUCCCUCCUCAGCGCGAAACGCGAACAGAUUGCCACGCUACGCACGGUGCUGAAGGCCAACAAACAGACUGCUGAGGUGGCGCUAGCCAACCUCAAGAGCAAAUACGAGUCAGAGAAGUCCAUGGUCCACGAGACCAUGAUGAAGCUUCGUCAGGAACUCAAGGCCCUCAAGGAAGAUGCGGCCACUUUCUCUUCCUUGCGAGCAAUGUUUGCGAGUCGCUGUGACGAGUACGUGAGCCAGCUGGACGAGAUGCAGAGGCAGCUGGCGGCGGCAGAGGACGAGAAGAAGACACUCAACUCCCUCCUUCGCAUGGCCAUACAGCAGAAACUGGCGCUGACGCAGAGACUGGAGGACCUGGAGUUCGACAGGGAGCAGAGCAAUCGCGUCAAGAGGUCCAGUUCCAUGCGGAUGUCGUCACGAUACGGUGGCACCACUACCAAAAGCCACCGCAGGGAGUCCGAGCCCCGCGCCAGGCGCCACAGAGACAAAACCUGAAGCACAAGCCCCAUGCUGCAUAUAUAGGAGAACUCUCUCUCUCUAGCGCUACUGUGCCAAAGCUAGGGGAGGAGGCCUGACCCACCAGGAGGAACAAAUAGAAAGGAGUUAGCGGCAGUGUUGCACAUUGACAUGUGUUCUCAGUACUGCUAGAUGUUAGCACCAUGUUACCUGUCACAGCAUCAGGGUACAUACAGAUUGAGGACACAGCCAUGACUGUGCACUGUGCAACACAACAAAAUGAAGAAUUUCUGGUAUUCAGAAAUCAGUGUAUCAAUGAUGACAAAAGUGUUCUUGGAUACCCCGAAGAAGGAAGAAGUUUCUACAAACUUACAACAGCAAGCUCCUUGAAGUAAAACCUUUAGCUAGCUUGUGGUAUUGUCAUCACUAUAGGUGCAAUCAAAGUAACUCUGUUAUAUGACCUGCUUGAUCAGCAUCAUGUACUAACACAGUGCUCCCUUAGUGUGUGGUGGAAAGAAUUCCUAUUCCCGUACAUGUUUGCCAUACAAAUACUUGAUGUAUAUUGUAACUUCUGAUGCCAUAUUGCCAAGUAUUUCACUGUGAACACUGCAUGUUUUGAUGAGGAUUCAAAACAUAUACCUUAGCUGCUAGAAUGGCCCUCAAUUUGAGGUGAUUAAUAUGCAUGUUGUGCAUCUAUGCAAGAUGGUGGAUUCAAGUCAUUCCCAAUGAAGCAUAACAAUGUAAUGUGCAAUUUUGGUUCGCAACUUUUUUAUGCAAUUUGUUUUUACUCAAUUUAAAGUCUUCUCUAAGUUCAGCAACAUUCUACAGUCAUUUCUUCCCUUCAGUUCUUCUCACUACAUUUGGACAAAGCUGUCUUUGCAUUCCUUUGGUACUACAUUAUUCCAUUUUGCAGGUAUAUCGGCUCUUGUUUAACUGUGGUUUCUUUCUAUGAUUUUCUUCUUUUCCACAGUGUUAGAAGUCAUGCAUGUCUGCAGCCAUCUUUGCAUGUGCAUGGGCCCAGUGGAUCCAUCCACCUGCUGGUCUCCCCCUCAUCUAUGAUGGUUUCUUCCGAGUGGGAGGGGGGCAAGGGAAAGUACUAAAGCAUUGAAUACAUGUAUCUUGACUCUAACUAACAUUUUGGUGGUAUUGUAUUACUGUAUAAACUCUUAACCAUAAUAGUGAGUUUGUUCAUGUAUCGUAACAUACUAAUGGACAGUCUGAGUAGGCUUUAGAAUAAGUCAUAUUCACAUUCCAGUGUAAGUAUGUGAUAGUGUGAAAGACACAUGUAUGGACAGCAUGUUUUUGAGAGCGUGCUUGUAUAUUACCUUUUAUUGUAUGGCUAGUUUGGCUAGGUAAUGGUUAAUGAUACUGAAAUGUAUUGUAACUUUUGUGUAUCUGAUCAAUCUAGUAAAACAGCUUGCACUAUUCGAGCCGAACAAAUCUGGAUCCCACCAAUUAACUUGUAAAUGAAUUGAUUAUUUUCUUUCAAAGCUUGUAUUCUUAUUUUUACACAUACGUUUAUAUAUAUUCACGGCAAUCUAUGUUUUGUAUUAUUUUUAACGAAAUUAGCAAUUUACAUUAUUCAAUAUAUGCAUUGCUUACAAUAUCGAAAUGUCCAUUGAUGAGCCAAUAUUUAUUUAUGUAAAGUACAACACUUCUUGCAAAAAUUAUGCAGUAAUAUGUUGCAGUUAUUUAUUGUUCAUACUACAGCAACUAUGUAACAUGCUAGUCUCCUAUGAAUGUUUAUUCUGCUUUGAAUACUGCUGACACUGACAGAAGAGUGAGCACAUGCUUAUUCUUCAUGAUAAGCAGUUACAAGAGCUUAAAAGCUUAGGGUUAUGUAUUGGUCUGUCCAUUUGGUAGAGACGGCAUUCUUUGUGCUGUGUGUAUUAUAUCUAGAUCUUCCAUGUUACAUCGUAUAACAAAGUACAGUACAAGGCGCAUUGGUAAUGUGUACCAGUCUCUAUUAUUUUGGGUAUCUUUUAGUGGAAAAAAUUGAUAUAAGAUGCAAUUCAGUGAAUAGGGUAUUACUGUAUCUGAUAUUUACCAGUGUAGCAUGCAUGGUAGACUGCAUGCCAGUAUAUUUUAUGUAGACUAUGUCCAUCAUUGCACAGUGUUGCCACAGAAGACACUGGUAAUGAUGGUGUUUACAGAAGACAAAGAUGUUGUGAAGGGGUAACGAGUGAUAUAACCUGUCAUGGUUAUCAGGGUAGGCAAUAGUCUGUAUGAAAUGUCUUUAGUAAUAGUAAGGAUACAGUAUUGCGAGUGGUGGUGUAUUGCCAGACUGGUGAUUAUGAAUGUA
Branchiostoma belcheri (Belcher's lancelet) is the source of this 4935-nucleotide messenger RNA. Its product is annotated as protein bicaudal D homolog 2-like. The record is from RefSeq and is a predicted model, not a curated record. Bases 171 to 2672 code for a protein of 833 amino acids. Lineage: Eukaryota; Metazoa; Chordata; Leptocardii; Amphioxiformes; Branchiostomatidae. Gene Ontology annotation, biological process: microtubule anchoring at microtubule organizing center; regulation of microtubule cytoskeleton organization; protein localization to organelle. The transcript is spliced from 11 exons. Gene Ontology annotation, cellular component: Golgi apparatus; cytosol. Gene Ontology annotation, molecular function: cytoskeletal adaptor activity; dynein complex binding; dynactin binding.